AUGUCUGAAAGGAAGUUGUGGAAAAAACGCUCGGGGUGGGGCUUUUGGGCCCCGGACCAGGCCUUGGGCUUUGCGAGUGCUUGGGGGGACGUAACUUCGGAGCACUCCGUAGCACUCCGGGCCUUGGCUCCCUCAGCACCGAUCUGGUUGCGAUUGAGGUCGAUUGUGGAGACGGUGCCGUUCGUCUUGAGGGCCUCGGCUAAGGCCUGCGGCGAGGGGAUGGUGCAGGUCCGCAGCUGGCGGCUUUGGGGGAGCACGCGGGGCCGCCUUUAUAUCGGCUUGGGGCUGGCCAGGGGCUGUUGUAUGGGGCUUCCGGAACCCCCAGCUAUUCCGGGGAGCGAUCUGCUGCUGCAAUCAGAAUUCCAAAUCUACGCCAUGCCCUUGCUACAUCUGGUCACAAACCUGAAAAAGAAUUCUACACUCGAAGGCAAUACGUCGUCUACGAAGAUCAACUACAGUACGAAGUAG
Molecule: messenger RNA, 468 nt
Organism: Symbiodinium natans
Lineage: Eukaryota; Dinophyceae; Suessiales; Symbiodiniaceae
Source: the annotation of a GenBank genome assembly